Messenger RNA from Plasmopara halstedii, 3528 nucleotides. RefSeq lists its product as uncharacterized. The transcript is spliced from 8 exons. Lineage: Eukaryota; Oomycota; Peronosporomycetes; Peronosporales; Peronosporaceae. The record is from RefSeq and is a predicted model, not a curated record. Bases 1 to 3528 code for a protein of 1175 amino acids.
AUGAACGAAGCACGUGAAAAUUUUCGCGACAAAGGGUACUCUGUUGACUUAAGCUCUUUGUUUCACCAGACCAAACGUCCAUGCGCCGAAGAUACUACAGUCGAGAAUGAUAUGAAGAUUACCGAUGAGUCCAGUGCAAACGCAAGUCCUCAAAACAAUUUGACAUUACCUUCGACCGUUGCUAGUCCGUGGCGUCUUCCAAGAAAUCAAACGCUGAUGGAAAUUCAGACAUAUCUCAAUGAGCAACUGCAGCACGUGAUGGCUUUAUCUUCAAUGUUUGGACCACGCUAUCAUGGUCCAGAGAAUGACACAAGACGGUAUCUUACGAGGGCGAAUGAUGCAAAAGAUGAUAUCGAGAAAGUUUGUACACUCGAUUUAACCGAGGUACGGAGUCUUACGGCUGUGGAAGCAAUGCAACAGACAGAGGAGCAGAUAAAGGCUGAAUGUGAAGUUAGAGAACUUAUGGACUUGGUGAGUUAUCUUCUUUAUGUGUUGAAUCGCGAGCUGGACCAUCAAAACCAAUUGAGUGAGAAUUUAAGCAGAGCUGAGAAAUUACUGGAGAGAAAAAACAAUAUUGUCCAGGCGCUGACUGCAGAUCUUAAGACUAUUAAACGAGAUCUGGCUUUGAGAGAAAAUUCAUACAGGGCAAAAGAACAAGAUUUUAUUGCUGAGAGAAAAUCGUUGCAGACAACGAAGAAAACACUAGAAAUGAGCUGCGCACGGUUGCAGGGCGUAGAGACAGCAUUUAAAGCGCACCUUAAAAGAAAAGACGUGGAAUAUUCGCGGCUCAGAAAAAAACUGGAGGACGUUAUUGUGCGUGCUGCUAAAGAGAAACAGGGUAUAGCAAUAACAAAGGUGCUUAAUGGAGCCCGCGAGCUGAAGAAAGCUUCAAGCGCUAAUUUAUCUAAGGAAAGCAUGCUUACAUGCCAAAUUUUAGAUAAUCUCGAGCGAAAGAAAGCUGAGCUUUUGCUGGACUACGAAGCUCUGGCAAAAAGCUAUGAUACAGUGCAGAACCAUUUGGCAUCAUUGACGUCGCAGUAUAAGAAAGCUGUCAGACUUUUUCUUGCUCAAAAAAAUUUUGUUGCUGAUGCUGAAGAGCUCAACAAACUAGCCAGUUCUCCAAUUGAUGACUUUGUUCCGACGCCAUUUAAUAUGGCUACGAAAAAUAGUAUCCCUGGCUAUAUUUUCGCAGCGAUGGAGGUCUUGCAGGAAAAGCUGAAGCAGCUAGAACACGUUAUUCGUAAUGAAGUGCCAUAUGCCGAGGCAAAGAACGACAAAGAGGUUAUAAAACGAUUACAAGAAAAGCUGGACGACGCACACAGCAUUAUUAACGAUCAAGAUCAGCUACUGCAAGCAUCUUUGAUACCGCACGCUCCGAAUACUAAAGUUUGCGACGGAAAAAUCCAAUAUGGGGCAAAAUGGGUUGAAUUGAAGAAUGCUACCUUUGAAGGCAGUAUUAGAAGCUCCCCUGAUGCAGUUAUUGAAGAAGAGGUGAAACAGGAAAAAUAUGAGCUAGCAUUGAUCCGUCAAAAUUUGGAGAAGGAACGUCAACUUUUGCAAGAGCAAGCUGUUAAACUUGACAAGGACCGUUUAGAAUUUGAGAUCACCAAACGUGAUCAAUUUUUUGGGUACUCAAGAGAUGCUGCUCUGCCUCAAAACUGUGAGCAGACAUCGCCAUCCCUGAACCAUGGCGCAAGAUCCUCACUGAAGCGACAACGUCGAGCGCAGCACUUAGAAGUCGAAAAUUCACACUCUUCUUUUGACAUACCAAUUUCUGCUACACCAGACACAGCGGCUUUGCUCCAAAAAAUCGGAGUCAAUGUCCCCAUUGAAAAGUCGUUCGCCCUAUCUGCCAAGCAUUUCGGUGCUGUCUGUGUUUGUGUUUGGUCGCACGAUUGCAAACUCAACGGCAUGAUAACAAAUCCAACGCGAAUGACUUUUUGUGGACUGUCGAGUUUUUUUAAGACUGAGAACUGGCGACUACUUUGGAUUCUCCAGUCGGAUGGGUACAGGGCUGGUCAGAUUGGCAAGGAAAGGGCAAGCAAUCAGGUUAACAGCAUAGACGAGACGACUUCCCAUCUGGCGCUGCAAUCAGGAGCCACUUUCGAUUCCCUCAAAUUGGCAGCAAUCACGGCAACGGAUAAGAUGACCUUUUGUGUCGGGAAAGAGGACGCUAUGGAAUGGUGGGAUGACAGAUGUGAGGCUGAAAUGGACGAAAAGGACCCUCUUUAUGACACUUUUGAUGAAGAAACUGAGUCACUGGCCAUUUCGUUCUCAAUGAAGUCGCAGCAGGACUUGUCACGAGAAUUCUUGUGGAAUGGCACGAGCGAGAAAGAUAGAGGCCAGGAAGCUAGCGCACUGCAGCUCAUGUUGCCGCCUAUUCAGGUUGAUACAUGUGCUAAUUGCAGCUUACAGUGGAACCUCAUCUCACCAUGCUCCGAUUCUGCGUCGCCGUGUCCUUCAGUGACGGCAACGUUCGCCAGCGCAUCACAUUUGUCUCCUGAAAGCCACUCAUGGAUCUCCAAGGACGAGCUCGAAAGCAUAAAUGCGAGAGUUAUAGCAGCGAAGGAGGUCGCAAACGAACAAGCUUCCGUAAAGAGUGACGAGGGGGGGGCAGAAGAGCCGAUACCGUGCCAGUCUGACACUGAAAUCUCAUUACCUGUGAAUAAAACAUUAGCAAAACCGCAUACGACCAAUAGUGCAGUCGGGUCAAGUGACACAUACAUUGAGCUAGCAAACGAUACAAGCGAUAUCAAUGACGAAGCUGAUUUCCAGGUCUCAGCACGACAAUCGAGUCUGUCUUCCCAUGAAACGAUAAAUGCAGAUUGGAGACGACAGAAUGUUCGGACCUGUCCAUUUUCAUGUGUAAGGACUGCUGGGAUGCCAGUUGCACUACCGCAUGUUACUUCUAGGCUUCAAAACGAAAGCGUUGGUCAUGAAGACAACGGUGACUUUUCCAGUGAUGACGAGGAUUUCAUACCUGAGCUUCAUUGUCAUCGUGCGUCGGAAGCGAAACCUUUUGUAACUUGUCGAUGGCGACGAAUGAAAAACGGUACGCCUACAAAUAAUCGAUUAAGCAUGAGCUUUAAGAGUCAAGCAAUGAUGACGAAGCGCUUACUGGAGGCAAAAAGCAAAUUAAACAGCGGGAUUCGCCUAUUGCGCUCGGGCUUAAUUGCAUCCACCGUUGAAAGUGAAAAGAGCCACCUAGAUAGUUUUGUCUGCGAAGAAAUUAAAAGCGUAUGGGAUGGCCAGCAUCAAGAACUUACCUCUUUAUCCGACAUCUUAACACAACCAAGGUUUAAAGAUACUGCUGGCGGCUGUAGUAUGGACCCUGUCACAGCACCUCUUCCCCCAACUCGCAAACAGCAAGUGCGUGCUAGUGUAAUCAAGGCUGCAAAGCUCGUUAAUGAUGCGUCGGCGAAGGCUGCACGCAAGCUUAAGUCGCGUAGUGAUCGUGCAGCACACCUCACGAGGCAAAAAUUUGCCAGUGAAACAGAAGAAGAGGAUAAUGAAUUGUUUAUUUCGUAA